Messenger RNA from Strigops habroptila (Kakapo), 474 nucleotides. Its product is annotated as translation initiation factor IF-2-like. The transcript has a single exon. The coding region runs from base 1 to 474 and encodes 157 amino acids. The record is from RefSeq and is a predicted model, not a curated record. NCBI's taxonomy places the organism in Eukaryota, Metazoa, Chordata, Aves, Psittaciformes, Psittacidae.
AUGGCGGCGGCGCCGAGCCGCCUACGUCAUCAGCGGUGCGCCGCGCGUGCCGGGGAGGGCAGAGGGCGGCGGCGCGCGGCGGCCGCUCCGGCGGGGCGGGGGCGCGCGGCGGGGGCGGCGCGGCCCAACAUGGCGGCGGCGGCGGCGGAGGCGGCGGAGGCGGCGCUGGGGCCUCGUUCGCCGCCCCCAAGAUGUCGGCGGCGGCCUGGUCGCGCCCGGCGUGACGUAGUCAGGCCCCGCCGCCGGGAGGGAGGCGGGGGAGCGGCCGGAGCGGAGCAGGAGGCGGUGGCGGCGGCGGCGGCGGCGGCGGGACCGGCGGGGCCCCCGGCGGGGGAUUUAAAGGGACCAUGUCCCCGUCGCGGCGGCUGCUGUGGAGGCCGGAGCCGGGCAGGAGGCGGCGGCGGUUGCAAGAGCGGCGCUGCCGCUGAGGAGAAGCAGCCCGGCGGGCCCGGCCCCGGGGGACCGGCGGGGUGA